AUGGCCGUGCUAGAAGCUCCAUACGUAUAUAUCUCCUCACUUCCAUCUAAAGAUGUCCGCAAUCGCUUUAUUGACGCGUUGGACUAUUGGCUCAAGCUUUGUCCCGAAACAGUAGCGCAUGUUAAGCAGGUCACUGACCUGCUGCACAACGCCUCUCUGAUCCUUGACGACUUCGAAGACGAUUCCCCACUACGACGUGGCAAACCUGCUACACACACGAUCUUCGGGGCGGCCCAAUCCAUUAACACCUCAAACUACACUAUCACAAAGGCUAUUCGUAUGGUUCUAGGCUUCGUAGAACCAGCUCGGGCUCUAGAGAUUUUGGACAAGAUCAUGUCUCUAUUCCAGGGUCAGGCGAUGGACCUAUUUUGGAGUUACAAUAACCAUUGCCCCUCUCUAGACGAGUACUACCGUAUGGUGGACAACAAGACUGGACAGCUCUUUUGUAUCGCAACCUAUUUCAUGGUCACUGAGCUUCCGAAAGAUGUGCGUAGCGCACAAAUGCUCCUUGAAAGAUUCACGUUGCUUCUUGGGCGUUAUUUCCAGGUUCGGGAUGACUACCAGAACCUCAUGUCAGCUGAUUAUACCAGGCAGAAAGGGUUUUGCGAGGAUUUAGAUGAGGGAAAGUACACAGUUCCUCUGAUCUUUACUUUGCAGUCACAACCCCCGAACCUUAGAGUACUUCACAUACUUUCUAUUGGUAAGAGGACCGGAAAGCUAGCCAAAGAGCAGAAAGAUCUUGUUCUUAAGAUUAUUGAAGAGGCUGGCGGUUUCCAGUAUACCCGAUCCGUCUUGGCCGAUUUAUAUGGCCGACUUUGUGGCCAGCUUCAAGAGUUGGAGGUGAUGUUUGGCUCAUCCAACACAGACUUGAGAUGCUUGUUAGAGUUACUCAAAAUUUGA
Molecule: messenger RNA, 900 nt
Organism: Neoarthrinium moseri
Lineage: Eukaryota; Fungi; Ascomycota; Sordariomycetes; Amphisphaeriales; Apiosporaceae
Exons: 5
Coding region: 1-900 (299 amino acids)
Biological process (GO): isoprenoid biosynthetic process
Molecular function (GO): prenyltransferase activity
Source: RefSeq, a predicted model, not a curated record